AUGAAUGCAACUACAAAUACUACAACUGAUCAAAAUCAAAUAUUCCCUAUUUAUGAUGAUCCAUUGAAAUCAAAUCCAUUUUUAGUCAAUCUAGCUAAAACAUUUCAUAAGGUAUGUAGCAAAACCACAAAAGAAAAAGGGAAACCUAUAUUUUUUGAUGAUAUUCCUGGACUACAAAAAUCAGGUGAUUCAUCUCAUGACUAUGGGACAAUAGAAUAUGCAUUGAAUUAUAAUUUACAAGCUGAAGAAUUAGAAAUAUCUGUUAUACAAGCUAAUAAUUUAUUAUGUAAUUCUGGACAAGAGAAAUUAAGUACUUAUGCUACAGUUUCAUUAAUUCAAUAUGAAGGUAAUGAAACUGUAAAUGGUGUUCAUAGCAAUGGUAGACAUAUGAAACCUUUAGGAAAACAGUAUAAAACAGAUAUUAUACAUCGUUCUGAUAAACCUUGUUGGAAUCAAUCUUUUGUGUAUAAAAUUCAAUUGAAUCAAUUAAAAACAGCUGUUAUCAUCUUAGAAAUAUUUGAUUAUGAUGAUAAUUAUAUUGAUACAAGUUUAGGUAAAUUAGAAAUUCCAUUAUCACAAAUUGAUCAUAGUGAAUAUGCUGGAAAAAUUUUAGAGAAAACUGAUUGGCUUUUAACUCGUAGUUCAAAUGAUUUUGGUCUUGGUGAAAUUUGUAUUGGUUUAGGAUAUUAUCCUAAUAAUUCAAAAAUUGAUAUCUGUUUAUUUGAAGCAAGAAAAUUGAUUAUUGACAGUUAUUUAAAACAAUCAGAAUCUUAUAACAAUAAACUAUCCAAUAUACAAUUAGAUAUUAUAAUCUAUUUAAAGUAUAAUAAUCGUGUACUUCAAAAAACUAAAACACAAACACGUAAAGAAUUAAUCAAUCCAUAUUUUAAUGAGAAAUUCAGUUUUUCAAUUAAUGAUAAAUAUAUCAAAGAUUAUUAUAUUCUACUUCAACUUCGACAAGUUGAAAAAUGGAAAUAUAAUCAAAUUCUUGGUGAAGUUCAUAUUGGUUUAGGAGCAUUACAAUUGAAAGGUGUAAAACAUUGGGAUGAAAUGUUAAAAAUUCCUUCAAAAAUUCAUGUUAAAUGGCAUUCUAUUCUUCCUAAUAUAAAAAAGCCAGAUCCAUUCUUUAUAGAUUGGCUUGCUAUUGAUCAUUCCUAA
Heterobilharzia americana is the source of this 1158-nucleotide messenger RNA. Lineage: Eukaryota; Metazoa; Platyhelminthes; Trematoda; Strigeidida; Schistosomatidae. The record is from the annotation of a GenBank genome assembly.